Messenger RNA from Zasmidium cellare ATCC 36951, 600 nucleotides. RefSeq lists its product as uncharacterized. The coding region runs from base 1 to 600 and encodes 199 amino acids. The record is from RefSeq and is a predicted model, not a curated record. NCBI's taxonomy places the organism in Eukaryota, Fungi, Ascomycota, Dothideomycetes, Mycosphaerellales, Mycosphaerellaceae. The transcript is spliced from 2 exons.
AUGAACACCAUCGUCCACGCGAAUGCUCGAGCGCACCUCCUCGGCUUCCCCGCUGAGAUCCGUAAUCGCAUUUACGAGUACGCGCUGAUUGAGCACAACAACAUCAACGUCCCUCCCACCGGCAUGGCGCAACCAGGCGUUCUACGCGCGUGUCGCAGCAUCCGCAGCGAGGCGACCAAGCUGUACUACGCCAACAACAAGUUCAACCUCGCAAUCCAGGACUACAACGGCGCGGCAUACGUAGGCUUCUACAAGACCAUCCAGCUGUACGAUUCGUCCGACACUCUCGCCUCCAACAUCGAGAUGGUAUUCAGCGGCGGGCCCAACUGGCAAAACCUGUUGCGCUGGUUCGAGGCCGCUCACGCGCGCGAGAUCUGGAGUCCACUGUUCGAUUGGGACUUGAACGAUGCUACCAAGGAACUCGCUGCCGUCGCCACCCUCUUCCGGACGCAGGUUCAUACGAUGGGCUACCUGCUAUGGAGAGGAGAAAGUGGCGAUACGAUUAUGGACAACGAGACGUGGCAACAGAACCCGGAGGAGGUGAUUGACGUAGUCGAUAGGGAAGGUGUCAAGCGGAGGAAAGGCCAGGUCGAGAUGUAG